AUGGCGCCCACUGGCAACGCUGUGAUCACUGCUUUUUUCAAGAAAGCUACACCUGAACAGCUUGAAAGACAGAAGCAGAUUGAUGCUGAGCACUGGGAAGCUCAGAAGAGGAAGGAUGCUGAAAAAUUGGCGAGGGAUGAAGCAAAGCGGCAGGCGGCUGAGGCAGCCAAGAGACCAGUGGGUAGGCCAAAGAAGAAAAGACCCCCUCCAGUGGUGCUUAUUGAUCUGGAAAACCCCGCUGCAGAGCCUACCCCCCAACCCCAACAGCCUCCGGCUCCUAAGAAGCUCAAGGGCCCUUACACCAAGUGGGGGUCUGUUAAGCUCUGGCCACUCAUUGCCGAGGCAGUCCGCAAGCACCCCAAAUCCCUCUCAGAAGCCCUCAACUUUCUGCAACACAUCAAGGCGGCUCCGGGCAGAUCUGCCAGUCCCUUUGACAAGCUGACUGUGAACACCAUGAAAGGGUGGUACGAAAGGAGCGGGCCAGACGGCCACUGGAAGCUGAAGGACUCGAUGAAAGAGAAGCUGGCAGCGCUUGCAGGGAGCAAGGCAGCUCAACUGCGGCGUAACAGGGAAAGUCCUGGGGGCAUUCUCAAGGGCAGACCUGAGGUGGUUGACAAGAUUGUGCGCUGCCUGAAGGGUAUGCGAGAGUUUGGCCAGCAGAUUGAUAGCUCCGGACCAUCAGGAGCAUCAUCGAGG
Klebsormidium nitens is the source of this 696-nucleotide messenger RNA. Lineage: Eukaryota; Viridiplantae; Streptophyta; Klebsormidiophyceae; Klebsormidiales; Klebsormidiaceae. The record is from the annotation of a GenBank genome assembly.